Molecule: messenger RNA, 4824 nt
Organism: Neoarius graeffei (lesser salmon catfish)
Lineage: Eukaryota; Metazoa; Chordata; Actinopteri; Siluriformes; Ariidae
Gene: pip5k1ca
Product: phosphatidylinositol-4-phosphate 5-kinase, type I, gamma a
Exons: 17
Coding region: 210-2171 (653 amino acids)
Biological process (GO): phosphatidylinositol metabolic process
Molecular function (GO): phosphatidylinositol kinase activity
Source: RefSeq, a predicted model, not a curated record
ACGAGUCUGUGUUUGCUUCUGUUGCUCACUACAGGAGUCCGGUUUAUGGAAAAAGCCUAAAGCUUGUCCAUGGCAGUGCAGUUGAGAGGAGCAGGGUAUGCGCUCACAGCCACAGCCGUUCAUGAUGCGCUCGCGCUGCUGAGAGCUUCAGGCCGGUAGACAGCAGGACAGAGGCACGAGCUCACGCGCUUUCGGCUUUCAGAGCACAGAUGGAGGCGUCAGCUGACGGGGCGAGCAGUGUGGCUGAGGCCGAGGACGGCAGCCCGUUAUCCGAAGACGAACCGGUGUCUGGGCUCGGUGACAGCCAGGAGAUGGAUGCAGGUGAUCCUGAUGCUACCAAAAAGGCUUUCAUCACAGAGAUGGCAUCAUCUUCAGGCCAGCCAGGCCUCGGGAAAAAGAUCGGACACAGAGGAGUGGACGCUUCUGGAGAAACGACGUACAAGAAGACUACAUCAUCAGCACUAAAAGGAGCCAUCCAGCUUGGCAUCGGCUACACGGUGGGAAAUCUGAGCUCCAAGCCCGAGAGGGACGUGCUCAUGCAGGACUUCUACGUAGUGGAGAGCAUUUUCUUCCCCAGCGAGGGGAGCAACCUGACACCAGCCCACCACUUUCCAGACUUCCGCUUCAAGACAUAUGCUCCUGUGGCUUUUCGUUAUUUCAGGGAGCUGUUUGGGAUUCGUCCUGAUGACUAUCUGUACUCUCUAUGUAACGAGCCUCUGAUUGAGUUAUCGAACCCAGGAGCCAGCGGUUCUGUGUUCUAUGUUACCAAGGAUGACGAGUUCAUCAUUAAAACCGUCAUGCACAAGGAGGCGGAGUUCCUACAGAAGCUUCUCCCUGGAUAUUACAUGAACCUUAACCAGAACCCUCGGACAUUACUGCCCAAGUUUUUCGGGUUGUACUGUGUGCAGUCCGGAGGAAAGAACAUCCGGGUGGUGGUAAUGAACAACAUCCUGCCCAGGGUGGUACAUAUGCACCUUAAAUACGACCUCAAGGGCUCCACAUACAAGCGCCGGGCCUCCAAAAAAGAGCGAGAGAAGGCAAAGCCAACAUUUAAAGACCUCGACUUCAUGCAGGACAUUCCUGAGGGCCUGAUGCUGGACACUGACACUUACAGCGCCCUGGUAAAGACACUUCAGAGAGACUGCUUGGUGUUGGAGAGUUUUAAGAUCAUGGAUUACAGCUUAUUGCUGGGGCUACAUAACCUGGACCAAGCUGAGAGGGAGCAGAACACUGAGGGCUCUCAAAGCAGCAGCGAUGGGAAGAGACCACCAGCUCAAAAAGCCCUCUACUCCACUGCCAUGGAGUCCAUCCAGGGAGCCUCAGCCUGCGGAGAGGACAUCGACACAGAGGACACGAUGGGAGGCAUCCCAGCAGUGAACAGUAAAGGAGAGCGUCUGUUACUGUACAUCGGCAUCAUUGACAUCCUGCAGUCUUACAGGUUAAUAAAGAAAUUAGAACACACAUGGAAAGCUCUUGUUCAUGACGGGGACACAGUUUCUGUUCACCGGCCUUCUUUCUAUGCAGACAGAUUCUUCAGAUUUAUGAGCAGCACUGUAUUUCGGAAGAGCACUUCCUUGAAAUCCUCUCCCUCAAAACGUGGUCGUGGAGGCCUGGCUGUGUCAAGAUACUCAGGGCCUGGCGCUGCAUGGUCCAUCAGCCAGCUUCCCUCUGAGAGAGACGACAGCAUUUUCGACCUCCGAGGUGCCCACAGCUUCCCCACACUGGAGGACGAAGGUCGCUCAGACGUGCUUCCCUGCACACCUCCAUCAUUUGAGGAUGCCACCACAGCCUCCAUCGCCACCACACUCUCCUCCACCACCUCUCUCUCCAUUCCCGAGCGCUCCCCAUCUGACACUUCUGAGCACCCCCGCUACAGGAGACACACCCAGUCUAGCCAAGAUGGACCGACUCAGGAGGAAGAUCAGCAGACCAUCACAGUAGAGGUGGAGUUGAAGAGACAAGACAGUGAGCCCACGCUCUUAGCACCACAACCUUCUCCAGUGACAAGUGAAGAACCAGAGCUCCAUGCUGAAGCUUCCUGUUCCACAGUUCCUGCGGGUCCUAAAAUAGUGGUGGACUUGGACUGCGCUAGUCAAGCCUCUGGUUGCCACAGCCACUCUUCUGUAGACGAGGAUGAUGAUGUGCCAAUCACUGAUAUCUACUUCCAGUGAGUGUGACUACUCCGGAGAUUGUUCAAGCUUGACGUGGCUUCCAGCUCAACUGACCAAACUUCCUCCCACCUUUUUAAGUGACUGGUGUCUUCGAUCCUCGUCUUAUCCAGAUCCAAAAUCACAUGCGGGCUGCAGUGUGAAGCGUUGUGCUGAAACUACACUAGCGUCAUUCUCCUGUCGUUCUCCCGUCAUUCUGUCUACUAACAGCGCCACGUCAACCAGUAAUAACUGCGUGCUUUGAGAUAACAUUCCUGUAAUUCAUACAAUGUUUUUUAUUUUGUUUUUUACUUUUCUAUGUGUGUGAUUCUCUGAGUGUGAUACUGUGAACAUGCUUUUCAUAUGUAUAGAGAAAAUGUUUGGUGUGUAAUGAGAGUUUGGAGGGAGCUUGCACUCGCUUGAUUGAAACUAUACUUAAAGAAUCUAUAUUCUGUAUCAUUUAUAUUCGACAGUUAAUUUCACUUAGAUAUACAAGUAGCAACUUGUAAUGUUAUAUUGUCAGCUAUAUCGGGGUGGACAAAUGUUAAAUUUAUUGGCCAACCCACCAGGCCCGUGUUCUUACCCAAUCCAAUGCUUUGGUUGCCCGGAAACCUAAUUAACCAGGCUAAAAAGUGCUAUCUAAGGCUAUGUCCACAUUAAUACAUUUUUAGUAUUUGGUGUCACUUUUGCUCUGUUUACACCUUUAUUUAUUUGGUCACAUGCACACUUCAAGCACAGUGAAAUUCAUCCUCUGCAUUUAACCCAUCUGAAGCAGUGAACACGCGCGCGCACACACUCAGAGCAGUGGGCAGCCACACCAGAGCGCCUGGGGAGCAGUCAGGGGUCAGGUACCUUGCUCAAGGGCACCUCAGCCCAAGGCCGCCCCACGUCAGCCUAACUAACUAACCUACACCUGGCAUCUAUACUACUCUGGAGUUUCUGAGCACCUAAAACUGUGACUUUUGGAAACUCCAAGAUUGUGUUUGCGUCUGGACAAGCAGAAACAGAGACUUUUGGAAAACGAUAACGCACACACCCACGUUUGCAUUCUGACUGGGUUUUGUCACAGCGUAUCCUUCCCUGAUUCUUCACACUCCUAUCAGGUGACCCUUCUGCUUCCACUUUAUACCGGCACGCACAUGUCCAGUGUAUAUGAAUGGUCAUGCAAAAUGCAUUUUCAGACAUGUUAGUAUGUAUGGAGAUUAUUUCUGAUACAAGCUAAAGCGCUCAUCUGGACGGAGAUCUUUUUCUUUUUAAAACACUGUUUUAAGGCUAAAACGUAUUAAUGUGGAUGUAGCCUAACAUAAUGUAGUAACAUAUGGCCAUAAAAGAAUCAAAUGAGUAAAUGAAUUCCCAAGAAGGGGACACCUGCAUGAUAAUGUGCUUAUCCUUUCCUUAUAACAUUUCUAACGAAGCACGUUGUGUUUCCAAACGUGGCAAAAAAAAAAAAAAAGUCACCAAGUUAUUGGUGAAUUUCAGUUAUAAGCUGUGGUGUUUCCUUCUCACAUCACAAUUAAGAAUAUGAUUUAAACCUGGCUAGCAUCUUUAUUUCCUUUCACCAUAUUUAACCGAGAGGUGACUGUGUGUUGUGCUAACAGGAGAGUUGUAUGACAGCAAUGCACUUUAUUUUGCUCAGUUGCACCGAUGUGUUUCUGAUUCUUUACAAAAAAACUGUCAUGUGUGCACACUAAUUAGUUUACCUCGUAAAAAUCUUCCUACCAACGCCUUGGCUGAUGUGUACUGCAGAUGGUGGAAUUUGGAAGCAUCGCACCUCCAUGAAGCACAUUAGGUUUAAACAGAAACACCAAAUGAAAAUGUUUGUUUUGGCGUAGUUAACAGGAAGUUAAAAUUAGUUCCUUAAUCUGGAUGAUGAACCUACUUGUCCAUCUGGCAACAAUGAAUAAGUGGCUCUCCUGGGCACCAAGUUUACUCUUUUGUGCACCUCUGCAUAGACACUGUUAACUUCAAAUCAUACAGUUUCAUGCAUAACGUUGGGCAAACAUCAUUCAGGACAACAAUAUCGUGACCCAAGGGAUGAACAGACCAUUGCUUUAAUCCCUUCAGUUCAGUGCUUGAGUUAACAUGCCUUUAUAACUCCGCAAUGCAAAUAAUCAUCACAUAUGAUAGGAACAUAAAAAACAAACUUCAGUACGUGCCAACAAAACAGCAAAGAGCAAUGAGACAAAUUUGUUCUCAAAAGCAAUAUCCCCGUGUCCUUUAUUUCCUCAACCUCUAUUUACCACAUCUGUAAUACAUAGGCAGUUGGUCAUGACAAGAAUGUUGACAUUUCCUUAUACAGAGAAAAGAACAGAAGUCUAGAGGCAGAUGAAUAAUUCUGUUAAAAAAAACAACAUUCAGAUUACACACAACUGUCUAAGGUGAACUAACAACUCUGAUCAUUACUCUGUAAUGUUAAAUGUCUUCUAAAUGAUACAGAGGCGAGACCAAAAGCUUUUUGAAUGUCAAUUUAUCCAGUUUUACAGCAGUAGAGCAGUACAGCUUAAAUAAAAGCAAUUCCAGUUACUUACACUUUCUUUAGGGUUUUGUGAAGCAGCAACAUAAAUCCUUGUGAAAAAGUAGUCCUGGCUUUCUUUCACAAGAAUAAAUUAUACUGAUUUAGAGCUUAAUUUAAAGAUACAUUUGACUAAAAAAAUUCAAGAAAGUCCUUUAUACAGUG